Lemur catta (Ring-tailed lemur) is the source of this 891-nucleotide messenger RNA. Its product is annotated as haloacid dehalogenase-like hydrolase domain-containing protein 2. Gene Ontology annotation, molecular function: phosphatase activity. Lineage: Eukaryota; Metazoa; Chordata; Mammalia; Primates; Lemuridae. Gene Ontology annotation, biological process: dephosphorylation. The record is from RefSeq and is a predicted model, not a curated record.
AUGACUCGAGGGUUGAUGGGGUCCCAUGGCCCUCAAGGGAAGCGCCCUCACUGGUUCAAGAUCUGGAGUAUGUCCAGUCUGUUGUCUAGUGCCAUACGCCGGCCCCCUCAUUGGAGGUCCCAUCCUCCCCUGGGCUGCCGGAGCCACCUGGGCCACCUGGGCCUCUUGGGCCACUGGGGCCACUCUAGGAUUGUAAGGUUGCGUGAUACUUCUGUAAUGGUCAGGUUUGUGACCAACACGACUAAAGAGUUCAAGCAAGACUUGUUGGAAAGCUUGAGAAAAUUAGGGUUUGAUAUCUCUGAAGAUGAGAUAGUCACAUCUCUGACUUCAGCCAGAGGUUUAGGAGAACAGAAACACGUCAGACCUGUGCUGCUAGUUGAUGAUUGGGCACUACCUGAUUUCAAAGGAAUACAAACCAGUGAUCCUAACGCUGUGGUCAUAGGAUUGGCUCCAGAACACUUUCAUUAUCAAAUUGUGAAGCAAGCAUUCCGGUUGCUCCUGGAUGGGGCACCUCUGAUAGCAAUCCACGAAGCUGAGUAUUACAAGAAAGACGGCUUAGCCCUGGGGCCUGGACCACUUGUCACUAUGUUAGAGUAUGCCACAGACACCAAAGCCACAGUGGAGGGAAAGCCAGAGAGAACAUUCUUUCUGGAAGGAUUGCGGGGAACUGGCUGUGAACCUGAGGAGACUGUCAUGGUAGGAGAUGAUUGCAGGGCCAAUGUUGGUGGAGCUCUGAAUGUUGGCAUGCCGGGUAUCUUAGAAAAAACUGGGAAAUACCGAGCAGCAGGUAAAGAAAAAAUUAAUCCAUCUCCUUACUUAACUGGUGAGAGCUUUCCUCAUGCUGUGGACCACAUUCUGCAGCAUCUGCUGUCACCCACCAUGUGCAUCUGA